This is a messenger RNA of Babesia bigemina, 1465 nucleotides long. RefSeq lists its product as hypothetical. The annotation marks the transcript as partial. The record is from RefSeq and is a predicted model, not a curated record. Lineage: Eukaryota; Apicomplexa; Aconoidasida; Piroplasmida; Babesiidae. The transcript has a single exon.
CAAUGCGCUCAGGUUCACGUACCCAGCGAGCGGCGAAGAUUGCCUGCAUACGUUCUUAGACAUACUCCGCCGGCUGUGGUACGUUCUCAGAUACUUGGAAGGGCAGUGCGGUCACCCGUCAUCAAUCUACGGAUGGCGUGACUGUCAAUAUGGCAAGGCAGUCGACCACUCGAAUUGGCAGUGUGAGGACCACCCAAGAAAGCAACCAAAGUGCCAAGCAAACUGUCAACCGACGUGCAAGGCAGCGUGCCAACCAAACACCCAGGCAAACUGCCAGCCAGCUUCUCCAUUGAUGAGCUACUUCAACGAUUGCCUACCCGGACAUUUGCCUCACAGGUUGGAAUCAAUCGGUUGCAAAUCAGAGUGUAAAACGUGCUCCCCCAAAUCGAAGGGGAUGCCCUGUUUGACGCCACUUGGUUUCAGGGCUUUCUCCGGCUCUACCAAAACCGGUAAAGUGCUUUGCAAAAUACUCGAUGAAUUCCUGAAUUCCGAUGACGUUUCAUGCUUAUUUGCACUGGCGCAGAGUCCACCGGCGACAUUGGCUGAACAUUUCGGCUUUACUUUGUCGCUGGUGAAAGGGUGGUAUGCUGGUUUGACAUCGACAUACAACAACGGAUUCCAAUCAGUGUUUGCAACAUCAAUAGAUAAGCAGUCCAUUAGUCUUUACAAGGAGACCAGUACACUUACUGAUGCUCUUCGUGACGCUUACGGUAGCAGUCAGAGUAGUCAUGAGACUAAAAAGCAUAAUGAACAGCCUGCUAAAGCCGAAGAAGAAAUUAUAAGAGGUGACUUGUCAAGUCUGUCGAUGACUGUAGAAUGUCCCGGUCAGCACUGCGGUCCAUACCUUUCACCUCUCUGCAGCGACACUUAUCGUCACCUCCUCAGGAAAAAUUCCGACACUUACCUCUCCUGGUCGGUGUAUCUCCCGUGGACAUUUUGGGACCUGCUGAACAGCUUAUACAAUUCACUCUGCGCCAUCUCUUGUCAAGAUUGGGGCUGCAAAACGUGUAUGCAGGGCGAUGCCUGCAGACGAGGAAAACACGGUGACUCUCAGUCGGCUUGUAAGUGUCCCUCAUUAGUUGCUUGCAGAGGCGUGUCACCGACACUGUACAGCUAUGGAUUCAGGUUUGGCGUGCCAUGGUUGUUGGGUGAUAAAACGACGAAGAAGACGUGCUUCGACAUUCAAAAACAGUUGCAAAAUGUGCUUCAAUCGCAACAUUUCGAAGAACUGUUUAAGCAAUGUGAUGAAUUCAUUUUCACCAUCAGAGAACCCUUCAUCUGGCUCAACGUCGCCCUCUGGCUCCUCUCCUUCCUCUACCUCCUCCACAUCAUGGUCAUCCGGCUCGACCUGCUCCACAUCAAAUCGCAUCUACAUAGUCCCUCAUCACAUCGUAUCGCCGCGCAAUCAUUACUCGCCGCUGCACGUGUUAACAAGCUUAACAGAGUGUUUUAUCUGCAGCCAUAA